UCAGGCGAGCGACGACUGCCAGGCAGUGGGACCAGAACUCACCCACGGCGAAAGAGCCCAUAACUGCAUCCCCUGAUGGGCCUUUGGGCUGGACAGCCAGCUCCGUCUUCCUCCUGGUGACGAAUUGAGAGCGACGGAGCCGAAGCCAGAGUGACCCCUGGAAAGCAACAACUUCCGGAACGCGGCAUUAUGGGAAGUGGCUAGGCAAUCAUCUCGCCACCCCCACCUCCCGGGACCAUCGGCUCUAACGCUAGUAAAUCUGCGCCUGCGUACGGCUUGCGCCGGAAGUUCGGGCUUAGGGAUUUGGUUGUCAAUGGGUUUGGUUGUCAGUGGGUUUUCUGGUCUCUGACAUAACCAUGGAGUUAUAUAAUUGUCUCUGAAGUGUGGGCAUCUGGUGGUGGUCUGAGCCUUGGAGUUUCCCAGAUAAACUUACACAUGUCCAAAAAUGAUUGAGAUAGAGCAGGCGGAGGCCCAGCUUGCUGAGUUAGACCUACUAGCCAGUAUGUUCCCUGGUGAGAAUGAGCUCAUGGUGAAUGACCAACUGGCUGUAGCAGAGCUGAAAGAUUGUAUUGAAAAGAAGACAAUGGAGGGGCGAUCUUCAAAAGUGUACUUUACUAUCAAUAUGAACCUGGAUGUAUCUGAGGAAGCAAUGGCGAUGUUUUCUCUGGCCUGUAUUCUUCCCUUUAAAUACCCGGCAGUUCUGCCUGAAAUUACUGUCAGAUCAGUAAUAUUGAGUAGAUCCCAGCAGACUCAGCUGAACACAGAUCUGACUGCAUUCCUGCAAAAACAUUGUCAUGGAGAUGUUUGUAUACUGAAUGCCACGGAGUGGGUUAGAGAACACGCGUCUGGCUAUGUCAGCAGAGAUACUUCAUCUUCACCCCGCACAGGAAGCACAGUCCAGUCAGUUGACCUCAUCUUCACGAGACUCUGGAUCUACAGCCAUCAUAUCUACAACAAAUGCAAAAGAAAGAAUAUUCUAGAGUGGGCAAAGGAGCUUUCCCUGUCUGGGUUUAGCAUGCCUGGAAAACCUGGUGUUGUUUGUGUGGAAGGCCCACAAAGUGCCUGUGAAGAAUUCUGGUCAAGACUCAGAAAAUUAAACUGGAAGAGAAUUUUAAUCCGCCAUCGAGAAGACAUUCCUUUUGAUGGUACAAAUGAUGAAAUGGAAAGACAAAGGAAAUUUUCCAUUUUUGAAGAAAAAUUGUUCAGUGUUAAUGGAGCCAGGGGAAACCACAUGGACUUUGGUCAGCUCUAUCAGUUCUUAAAUGCCAAAGGAUGUGGGGAUGUUUUCCAGAUGUUUUUUGGUGUAGAAGGACAGUGACAGUAAGAGUAGUUGAAAGUAUCUUGUCACUGUUAGCCUUUUGAUUUUUUUUCCCACUUUUUCUUGAAAGAUUAAGUAAUUUCAUUUUAGUUCCAUUCUAGAAUGUUGGGGAGUGGGGGACAAGAAAAAAUAGUGUAGCUGAAAUGCAUCUGUUAAAAAUGUCAUGAUUGAAAGCAGAACUGAGUUUCAAAUUACAACCUUAAAAUUGUUAUUAAAUACUUCUUCACAUAUCAGUUGCCCAUUUUGAAAAAGAAAUUAUCCACAAAGGUAAUGUUGGUGCUCCAAUUUGCCAGCCAUUCCCAACCCCCUUCUCCCUUACCUGCUCUCACUAAAGAACCCAGAAAACCUAAUUGCUCCCCUUUCAGCCUCUGUUGCAACUCUUAGUGGCCUCAAGACACAGCUUUGGCCUUGGGAAUUCUGGGAAAACUUUGCUUCCUGAUUAAAGAAACAUAUGCAGGUAGGCCACCUCCUCCCCCUCUUACUGCCAUAAACGCCAAAGUGAUGGCUGGAGCUGGAGGACUUAUUUGAACUAUGACAGAAGGAAGGACCAAAAGAACCACGAAGAUGCCAGUUGCCACAUUGUUGAGCUGCUGACCCAACACCAGCCGCUGCCUAUCUCUAGAUGUCUUACGAAAUAAAACCAGUUUUGUUUAA
Messenger RNA from Piliocolobus tephrosceles (Ugandan red Colobus), 1972 nucleotides. It is a transcript of the gene RWDD2B, whose product is annotated as RWD domain containing 2B. Bases 446 to 1318 code for a protein of 290 amino acids. The record is from RefSeq and is a predicted model, not a curated record. Gene Ontology annotation, molecular function: protein binding. The transcript has 5 exons. NCBI's taxonomy places the organism in Eukaryota, Metazoa, Chordata, Mammalia, Primates, Cercopithecidae.